Messenger RNA from Amoebophrya sp. A25, 4019 nucleotides. Lineage: Eukaryota; Dinophyceae; Syndiniales; Amoebophryaceae. The record is from the annotation of a GenBank genome assembly.
GCUCAUUCGCCUUUACGCGUCGUAUCCUUACGAUUUCAGUGUUCGUCGCAGAACACAUUGAUUUGCACCAUGUAAGUAGAAUUUCUUCUGAAUGGCCAUGAACAGGUCUUGCUGUUGUAUAACUGUCCAAUUAUUUCCAAGAAGAUAAUGAUGAUUCCAGUUUCGCUUCUGCUCCUCACCAGUGUCGUAUCUCCCACAUUGGGUGCGACGGCCGAACCCGAAGAUGUUGCACAGCGGGAGCGGCCGUGCGCUUGUAAUCUACCUUGGGUACUCGAACAUCUCGGGAGAGCAAUGCCGAGCCCAGAUAUGGAAAGCAAUGUGCUUGAAAUUGCAAGGGACGCCGCCAGGGAAAUCCAGACGAUUUCCGCACAAGCAGCAACAGCUGAAAGCAGUAAGUCUUCUCCUGAACAACCCAAGUCAGGGGGUGAGUCGUCAGUAGUUGUAAAGCCUGUUCCACAUGUUAGUUUGCGUGAUAUGGACCCGCCUUCACCGCCAGUCGCCGCUCUGGGCGGUCUUGAGCAUCCGUUGUGCGAUCGCUACGUGGAGAUGGACCCUCUCGGACUUUCCGCGAUGAUGCCAUUCGAACAUACGGACUUGCCGGAGCGGUGUCCUGCGGACCUUGCUUUCUUCUCCGCACACUGCGUCUACAGUGAGGACCACCGCUUGCACAAUAUCUACCUGGACGCGGCCGUUGAGUCUCUGGCAAGCGCCGGGGUGGAGUGCUACAGAAAAAGCGUGUACGAGCGGUUCAUGUCCGCGACCGAGAUCCUGCUCAACUUCGAAGCGAACGUCGAAUUCAUGGCUGUUGGUCGCGAAAACGUCUACCACGUUCCGCAUUACCCCUGGAUCCGUGUUGGGGAUUUCGAAGAAGCAGUAAGAAAACACUGGAAGCAAGUACACGACGGGGAAGGUCCUUCAACAUCAAGAGCGACAAGACGUAGAGCUUCGCCAAGAACAGCUGCUGUUGUCGAUCGCGGUCCAAACGACAUUGCCGUCAAAUUGGCUGCCUUGAUACCGGGAGAAGAGCACAAGUACGCUCUGAGCGCGCUAGCACGCAGCGUGUCAUUAGAAUUAAGUGCCGACUCUGAUGGCAAUUUUGCGGGCGUUCAGCUUCGUGACUGUCCAACGGUUCGUGCACAACAUAGCGGCCUGCAAGUAUACAAGCCAAUUCGGGAUCCGUUUAGUGCUGAACAGGAGGCAGUGGAUGACUCAUCUCAAAAAGAUGAUCAUCGGAAUUCUUCUCCACAAUCGGACGCAAGCAGGGGAGGCUUUGCGCCGCUGAUUUGCAUGAUCCCGCUCGUUUGGCCCGCGCAACAAGAUGUUCGGCGCCGCAUCCUCGAAACAUGGGGUGCCGCUGAUCCGACGAAUCCGCUGCGCUGUAAUCGCGUUCUCUUUUUCGUUGCGCUACCUGAUGAGGAAUACGGCAUUUGGUGGCACUCGGAUACUCACUUGGAGUUAAGGCUACCGCAGAAGCAUCCUCAGCAUCAUCCUUGGCCCUUGUUCUACUUGAAAAACGGGCCGAGGAUGCACCCAGGGAUGCUAACGCGGUAGACCUAAUGGAGGCUACUUUUAGUGAAAGCGAAACCCCGAAGAAGAUUUUGGAGGACGAAAAUCGGCGAGCAACUGCUGGACUCGCGCGCGCUGUGGAGCAGACAAUCAUUCCACUAGUGGAUGAGCAGCUGCCUGAGGAAGAUCAAGAAGCAAGCUCGCGACGGUCAACAGCCCAGGAUAUCAAUGGAGGCUCGCCAACAUUGCGUCAGCACAAAGUACCACAUCAAUCUUUAGCAGAAGAAGAGGAAGAGGCGUGGCUGGCAUCAGGAGACAGCGCAGUCGCGGAGCAUGUUUCGUCUUCCUCGGGAACCAAUUUUACGGUAGGAGAAAAUAAAGAUAGUCCAUCUCCUCCAGGAGGAAGAACUAUGAGUGCCUCUGGCACUGCUGCAACUGGAGACACGCUCCAGGCUGCAACAUCGAAAGCGACAGAGCAAAAUCUUCUAGCGCGGGCAAACUUGUUCGACCUGAUCUGGAAUUCUUGGACGGCUCAUUGCAAGCGCAAUGGAUUCAUCCCGAAUGACGUCGUGGAUUUGCGAAGGUUUUUCCGCUCGGAGAUGACAGCGGAUCGCAGCGACCAGCACUACGAUAUGAAAACGCAGCUAAAGCUGAUGAAGGCCGAGCGAGCGGAGAUGGGAAUGUCCUCACAGGAGAGCAUCAUGGUCGCGGCAGCUGUGUUGGCAGAACCAGAGGGAUCUUCUUCGGAGGGUCUGCCGGAUAGUGAAGGCACUUCGGGGGGCGAGCACGAUAGCAGCAGCGGCUCGCAGCAAAGCGAUGGGAGUAGCAGUGCUGGGGAUACGCCGGGGUACAGCACUAGUGAUGCACCGCGGCCGCCUGCUUUGGCGGACGAAAAUCACGGCGGGGCACGAGAACGCAAAGGAAGCGGUAAAGGCACUUCCGACACCAAGGGCGUGGAGUGGCAGCAAAACGCGAAAACGAUGUCGGCGACGUUAGGACGAGGUGAUGGAGACGGAGCGCCAGGUCCUGGGUCUUCAGUGACCUUUGCAAAUUCGAAUAAUAACAACGAAGAAACACCACAUCAAGGCCUCGAGCACGGACCAGAUGAUAGGGAGAAUAUGCGGCCCAGUAAGAUGAAAUCCAAGCGAAAGACAAUCUACAACACUCAGGCGAAGGUGUUUUUGAUGUACGUGUAUGCCGCCCGCUUUUUUCCAGCAAACAGCUGGGUUUGUCGUUUAGACCGAGAUGCGUACUUCAUCCCCGAAAACUUUCGGAAGAUGGUCGAUGAGAGCAGCCUAGACGCACGCGAGGAGCACUUUUUAGGCGCUACCUUGUACCACAUGUCGCGAGAUGGCGCAUUGCCGUUCAACGACGGUGGUCCGGCGACUUGCUUUUCCAACGCGGCACUGCGAAAGCUGUCGGCGUACUUGGCGCGCAUUCGUCAAACUCGGUGGUGGGCACGCGACCGCUUCCCGAUAGAGGGCAACGGUCAUGUGCAAGGUGCAACUGACAUUUGUCGCGCCCACUUUGCUGGGCACGUAGAUGACCGACUGUUAGGCGCAUGUCUCGGCGAAUUGCAAAUCCGGCCAAAUUUAUGUCAACAAGACGAGCGUCACUUCAAACAAGAACCCACUUUUGUUCAUAGAUGGAAAAGAAUCACAAUUGAUGUGAUCUUGGCUUUGAAUACAUAUUAAGUACUAGAGUCAGAAAGUGAUACUUUAAAUUAAAAUAGUAGCUCGACAAAUAGGUGUAGGAGAUAAGAACUUCAAAUAUUGAGAAAAAAAAAAGCCCGCCUCUUUUCAUACAGCAAGCUUGCCGUGCUGGACCGCUUCGGACGUGACAAAUUCGUCGUUUCCUCACGGCCGUUGUUGAAGCAUGUGCGACUAGCGUACAACCCGGUCCGGACGUUUGUGGAGGGUUGCGGUGGCAUGUGGAUAAAGUCGGAACAACGUUUGUACAACGUCCACAGUCCGGAUCUGGAUCCGGCUAUGCGCACGUCCAUGCUGCAGCGACACAACUGGCAUUACACCAAGGGCCGCCUGCAUCACACUAUCCACUGCGCAUACCGGUACUCUCCACGGCGAGGACGAAUUCUGCUCGGAGACGAGGGAGCUCGUCUAGCGGAAAAUAUAAAUGGGAAGAAGUCGUCUUCUCGUGGUAACACUACAACCACUAAGCUUUCACCAGAACAAGAAAUGCAAGAGGAGGAAACUACAGAUGACUACGAUCCAUCAAAGACGAUUUCACCUUUCGGACAACCGGGCAGGAUUUUGCAUGACCAGCGACCGCAAAACCUAAGGCAGCUCUACAGUCUUCGGCCAGCAAAGGAAGGCGAAGUGGGCUUUCCAGCUCUUGCAUUUUCUGAGUUUCCAGUGGCAAUAAACUCCUUUCGAAAUCUCUCCGCACUGUGGUGCAUGCACCGUCAAGUGGAGCGCCUGCGUCGCAAUCCUGCGUUUUCCGUCAGUGUAGACGACUCUCGCGGCCCGCAAUGCCAUCAAACGCUAUUCUUUUAG